AUGGUAAAGAUCAAACCCACGCCGUCUUUGCUGCGACAAGCCUGCCCUGCAAUCCGCUCCCUACCCUAUCCCUCUCACACCGCGGCCUCAUCACGUUCGCAUUUCCAGAAUAUUGUGAGCCCCAAGCUAUGUGGUGAGCUUCGCCCAUACUAUUCCGUCUCGUUGUUCUCUCUAAUCACUCUAUUGCUAGACAACAUUCUUACCCGUCUACGUCCUUCUCUGCCAGCAGAAGAUACCUGCGAUCUCAUCGAUGUCAACCCAGGUCUAGGACUAUGGUCUCAGAAACUACAUGACAUCUUGAAACCUCGGCGUCACAUCCUUGUCCUGCCGAAUCUCAAGGCCUCCUCGCCUCAUCUAUCUACUUUGCUCGAUGCUCCCAAUUCAAAAUACCGACAUGCUACAGUCCUCGAUGAUGUCUUCGACCCAGCAAAGGGCCUCCUGUCACACUACCCACCAUCUUCUUCUACCACUCCAAACCGUACCCAGCUGAACCCGAACGUCUUGAUGACUGUCAACCUUUCUGGACCCAAGAUAUCUCAUCAUGGCUAUAUGGGUACUGUCUCUAAGCUGUUCAUCAACAACCUCUGGCAUUCACACUGGGGCCAGCGCGGCGACCUCUACCGACAUGGAAUGUUCAGAACCCUCGCCUGGAUCCCUCACGAGGACAAGUUCGUCAUCGUUCCACGCUCCGUAGCCCUUCGCCGUAGACAGAGUAUUCUCUUGGAAGCCACCACAGCUGUCCAUGAGCUUGCCGCACCCUCCAGGCUUGAUCGGAAACACGUCGGCCAGGGCCAAAGAUUCGCCGACAUUGAUCUAGAGGACCAUCAACGCGUCAAGGCUUCCGAAGAGGGUUCGGGUGUUUCCACACCGCUAUCUCGCCAGCAACCUCUUCCACCCCCGUCUCUUAACGCUGUAAGCCCAAUUAAAGCUAUUCGCCAGAAGGCUGCUUUCGUUUCUGAUGCCAAGUGGUUGCCAGAACUGAGGGAAUUAGACUCCUAUGCCAGGGCACGGUACCCUCAAACAUAUAAGCAAGCCAUAGCACGCUUGGAGGCCCAGGCCAAACCGCCCGAACCUGAUGUUACGAAGAAGCCCAAAGUCUACUCUGGUGUAAAAGCAAAAGAUGCAUUUCUUCUUGAACACCCCAAGGGUAGGGAUUGGCGUCGUCUCCUGGCCCGCAUUUACACAGAGCACAAAACACGCUUGCGGGCCAUUGAUUUGGUCAAUCAGCAAAGGCUACUAGAGCGCGAGUGGAAAGACGCCAUCUUGACAAAUUCGCUUGAUGCUUUGUCUGAAAAGGAUUUGCAAGAACGAGCAGACCUGCUAGGUUCGAAAUUGAACAAGCUGGCCAAGAACAACAAAGUAUUUGCAGAAAAAGCCAUCGACGACUACAGAGCCUAUGACCAUCAGCCUCGAGUUCUUGCGUGGAACAAUCGAGUGGCAGAACCUUUGUUGGUUCACAAACACGAAUUCUCACCCUCAACUAACCAGAUGGCCUUGUUCGAUCUCGUUCCAACCGCCGAUUUGAACCAUCGGCUUGACACUGAAGAGAAACUGAUCUGUUUUGGUCAUCUCAUGAGUUUUGUCUCGAUUUACUCAUCAAAGAGUGUGUAUGAAGUCUGCUCUAUGAUCAUCUCCGGUGACGUCGAAAACUUCCUCCAAACGAUUCAGGACAUCCAUGAUCCAACCAAGGGUGGAUGGUAUGAUCUGAAGAUGUUAAGAAUCAGGUCGCUGCCGACCAAUUUGUUUGUCGAGAUAGCCGUCGCUUUUGAGCAGUGGCCCUUUCGACCAUCGACUCAAACCCUAAUGAGGGUUGAUUCGUGA
Molecule: messenger RNA, 1821 nt
Organism: Exophiala bonariae
Lineage: Eukaryota; Fungi; Ascomycota; Eurotiomycetes; Chaetothyriales; Herpotrichiellaceae
Exons: 1
Coding region: 1-1821 (606 amino acids)
Source: RefSeq, a predicted model, not a curated record